UUGCGAAAGUUAUUCAGGUGUAUCGAGAAUGUCGGUUCUGUAGCGCGAAGAAUUUCUAAAAGGCGCUUAUCGAAAAAUACGUCAAGCGACUCAUCAUUCCAUUUUGCUACUGUUUCUGGUCAGUUAAACAGGUUUGAAUCAGAUGUUGAUCUCAAUGCUCUCCCGCUAACAGAACCGUUACCCGGUUAUUCAAAUGUAGUUUACGGUGGUGGAACAAACAUUGUACCGUUUGAUACGACGCUCACUGUGCUGGAUAGUGGAUUGAAAGUCGCUACAGAACCACAUUAUGGUGACUACUGCACUUUAGGAGUCGCUGUUAAUGCUGGUGCGCGGUACGAAAGUGGAUAUCCUUCUGGUGUAUCUCAUUUCAUCGAGAAACUUGCAUUCUCUGGAAGUGUUUCCUUCUCUAGAGAGGGAAUUUUCUCACUUCUUGAGCAACAUGGUGCUCUUAUCGACUGCCAGUCUACGAGAGAUACAUUUAUUUACGCCUCAUCAUGUCACGUGGAUGGAGCUGUAGAUAUGCUCACUCUUAUUGCUGACGCUAUUCUACGGCCACUAAUAGCGGAUGCUGAACUUGAUACUGCCAGGCAGAUAAUCAGUUUUGAAAACAAGGAAUUGAGUUGUAGACCAGAAUGUGAACCUCUGUUAACGGACUGGAUUCAUCAGGUGGCAUUUAACGCAAAUACAAUUGGUUUUUCAAAAUACUGUCCACCCAGCAACAUUGAGGUUAUCAAUCGGCAACAUUUAUUCACGUAUAUGAAGCAAUUUUAUAAUCCGAAUAGAAUAGUAGUCGCUGGUAUUGGAGUGGAUCACAAUCUGUUGGUUUUAGCUGCAGAAAAGCUUUUUAAUGCCUCAGAAGCUAUAUGGGCUUCUGACAGCUCACUUUUAUUGAAUAAAGAACCUCCUGUUGAUAAUUCUGUGGCUCAGUACACAGGCGGAGAAAAGAGGAUUUCCAAAGACCUAAGCUCAGUUGCGUUAGGACCAACUCCUUUUCCUAACUUGGCUCAUUUUGUUCUUGGUUUCGAAAGUUGCGGCUUUAAAGAUGAAGAUUUUGUUGCUUUCUGCGUUUUACAGUCUUUGAUGGGAGGUGGGGGCAGUUUUAGUGCAGGAGGCCCUGGAAAAGGAAUGUAUACCCGACUAUACGUCGACGUUUUGAACAAAUAUCAUUACAUGUUCAACGCUACUGCAUUCAAUCACACUUAUGGCGAUACUGGAUUAUUUUGUAUUCAAGCAUCGAGUGCGCCAGCAAAGAUUGGAGAAACUGCAGCCAUUAUUGCCGACCAGUUUUUGCGGUUAGCAGAUGGUGUUCACAAUGAAGAAUUACAGCGUGCAAAAACUCAGCUAAAAAGUCAGCUUAUGUUGAAUUUGGAGAUUAGACCUGUAAUGUUUGAAGACCUAGCAAGACAGGUUUUGGGGCAUGGGUACAGGAAGAAACCUGUAGAGUAUAUCAAAGAAAUCGAGGCCGUAAGUAACAAAGAUAUCAAACGAAUUGCAGAAAGGAUGUUGGUGCUUCCACCAUCCAUUGUCGGAUAUGGUGACCUAAAAAAGCUACCUGGAUUUGACUCAUUUGACAAGACUUUCGCAAAACGUUCAUUGCAAGAACUGAAACCAUUUUCUUUUUUUAGAUUUUAG
Enterobius vermicularis (human pinworm) is the source of this 1632-nucleotide messenger RNA. Lineage: Eukaryota; Metazoa; Nematoda; Chromadorea; Rhabditida; Oxyuridae. The record is from the annotation of a GenBank genome assembly.